This is a messenger RNA of Echinostoma caproni, 267 nucleotides long. Lineage: Eukaryota; Metazoa; Platyhelminthes; Trematoda; Plagiorchiida; Echinostomatidae. The record is from the annotation of a GenBank genome assembly.
AUGGAACUAUUAGGAGUUCUUCCCACAGAACUAGAGAGUUUACAGAUCAAGAAGUCAGAGCUAAUGCGACUCACUGAAGCUGAUCGUGCAUUGCUGGCCGGCUUAAAUCGUCGACCAAACAUCUCCAUGGACAAAACAUUGGUCGCCCAGAUCCAACAUUUAUGCACUAUCGGGCUGAAGGGUGAGAUCGAAGUGUUGGACAAUCUUGGUGCACAGGCUCUCUCGGAAUACUUGACAAGAAAAUUGAGUGCAUUUGAUAUUCAAUAG